Messenger RNA from Mercenaria mercenaria, 4122 nucleotides. RefSeq lists its product as uncharacterized. The transcript has 2 exons. Gene Ontology annotation, molecular function: ubiquitin protein ligase activity; zinc ion binding. Lineage: Eukaryota; Metazoa; Mollusca; Bivalvia; Venerida; Veneridae. Gene Ontology annotation, biological process: protein polyubiquitination; proteasome-mediated ubiquitin-dependent protein catabolic process. The record is from RefSeq and is a predicted model, not a curated record. The coding region runs from base 371 to 2926 and encodes 851 amino acids.
UUCAUUGAUUGCCUUGUCUUAAUUUUACUUCACACGUAAUCGAUAAAUAAAACAAAUAAAGUAGUAUCAAUUAAGUGAAAUAAAGAACAAAUAUGUUCAAAUGUUAAAACAAAAAGAAUACUUAAUAGCGCAUGCGUUUUGUAAGUUUAACAUAGUUCUGUAAUUAUGAAGGCUUUAAUUAUACGCACGUUAAAUGGUUAAUUAGAUAAUAUCUGUAUGAUUUAAUUAUAACCUACAAGGUUAGACAAAAUUGUAUAGAUUUCGUACAUUGGAAUGUGACAUUUACAAUUUGGAUAUACUUUUUGUAAACUUUUCAGUCUGCCACGGAUUAAAUACAAGGUAAAAAGGUAGAGAAAACUUACAGUUCAACAUGUCCGCACAACCUCCUAAGAUGAACAGUUCUAUAUCCGUGACGUCACUGAAUGCAGACGCCAUCCCAAGAUGCAGCACACACCGAAAGAGGCUAAAGUUCUUCUGCAGCAAACACGAAUUGUUACUUUGUUCUGUGUGCGCCGUCAAGCGGCAUCGGAGCUGCGAAGAGGUCCUUACGAUUACUGAAGCUUGCGAAGAUAAAAGAAGUGAGGGUAACAAAUUGUUAGAUAUGUACAAUCAGAAAGUCGCUGUUAUCGAGAAUGCCAUUGUUGAAAGAAAAGCGGCAAAGAAAUUGCUUGACACAAAUGCACAAGAAAUUCAGACAGAAAUUCAUGAAAUAACGGAAAAAUUGAUUGAUCUUGUAAGACACGAAGAACGAACAUUACUGGAAACCGUGGACACUAUGCAAGGUAGAGAAUCUGAAACACUGGAAAAGGAUAUCAGUGGUCUAGAGGAAACAUGUGAAGAAAUACGAAAAGCACAGGAUGCACUUUCCCAAAGUCUAAAAUUUUCAGAUGUUGACCUUAUACACGCUGUGAUAAAAGAAAAGCAGAAGUCAGAUGACGAAAAGGAGGUUGAAACUAUUGUCAAGAAACGGUUUAAAGAAAUAGAUUUCAAAUUUGUUAUUUCACCACAUAUAACUUCAUUUUUGAAGCACUUUAAAAAUCUAGGACAGGUUAUGAUGUCGGAAGACAGCGGAAAUCCAGUGCGUGUGCCCCGAUCAAACAUGUCAACCCCCGUAAAUGAGCUUCCGUCACCGAUUCCGCGUAACAGAAGAGAAAAUAUAAACGAGGUAAGACAACAACACUCACCGCCCGACGAAUCUCACAUGUCAGCAAGAGAAAAGUGGAUUCGCGAUAGGCAGAGACAAAUGCAAAUGCAAACACAAAACCGCGGUGAUAGUACUUCAAGCAAUAACAGUGUGUUUUUAUCUGAUCAACCAUCUCCAGUUUCCCAAACACGAAGAAAUCAGCCAAUGCGAGCACUGCCUAUGACCAGACCAGAAACUCCAGAAGUUUAUAGUAGACCUUAUAACCAAACACCGAGGCGUGAAUUUGUUCCUCGUCCGAUGUCGACACCACCAGUUGAAACGCCCGUGUAUGGACAGAGUCCAAAAUCAAGAGACGUCAAUAGAUUUAAUUCCAAUACCAGAUAUCGAUCUGUUAGACCUGAACCUGUCUAUGUAUCCGAGAGACGAUCGCCGGUUCCAAUUCGGUCUCCCCAACAAGGACAACCACACGAGAUUGUAGUUGCUAAUGGUCGGCAGGAUAUUCACCAUGUUGAGCCGGUCCACGUCUUCCAACGUCGUGCAACUUCGGACUCUCAAUCUUCAAGUACCGAACGUUCACCAUCUCCCUGGUCAAACAGGGCACAAUCUCCGCCACAGCAACAUUCACCACCCACACAGCAACCAGCGUAUUCUAUUGUUAGCGUCAAGGACAGUGACACAAAUUUUGGGAGAUCAUUUGCAGCCGUACAAAUCAAUGAUCCUCGAAUGCCUCAAAACAAUGAACAUGCAAGUUUACAUGCCUAUCAGAGCAAAGCCACAAUAAAUAUUGCCACGCCUAGAAACAGGGACACAUCCCCACCAAACAACGGAGUAAACGCUGUAUUUUCAGUCUACCCAAAUUCUAACCGCCGAACAGGUGUACCGAAGACUAACGAAUACUCUCCAAGACUAGAUGAAAGUCGGGGAUUUUCUCCAAGCGGUAGUAUGAUGAACAGCAUGGCAACCGAUGAGGAAAAAGUAUCUCGGUGGGUUCAUCAAACUUCUUUCACAUCAAACGGUAUAGGGUCGAAGCGCCUGAUCUCUGGCGUAGGCGUGUUGUAUGACGGUCGUGUGGUACUUGUAGACCAAGAACAUUACACCGUUCAACUCUAUGAUAGAAAUUUCAGAUUUGUUUCGGACUUAAAACUUGAUUCCAGACCAUUUGAUGUAGCAGUUAUAAGUGAAAAUAAGAUUGUUGUGAGUUUGCAGAGCGAUAGAGUGUUGAAGUUCAUCUUGAUCACUGGGGAAGGUUUAACGGCUGUUGCUGACCUGGGUGUUCCGUGUGAGAUGGUUUGUUACGGGGUUUGUCGUGGUGGAGGUAACUAUUGUGUGUGUUGUGGUGAUGAAGUUUGGAUACUGUCUGAUGACGGUCGUGUUGUAAAUCGAUUAAAGACGGAUAAACCUGGAAACCCUUUGUUCGUACAAGCAGAGUAUGUUUCAAUAGAUAGCACGGGGAAUGUUCUGUUUAUUUCCGAUGCGGGAAGCAAUAAAAUUCUUGCCAUACAAGUAGACGGUAGGAGACUCUGGGAGUUUACGUACCAGGGAUUCAAACCGUCGGGUCUCAAGUGUGUAGAUAUGUACAUAUACGUUUGUGAUCGAGACCAACAUCGUGUAUUAAUGUUAGAUAUGGACGGACAGGUUGUCAAACAGUCAAUUAUAGGAAGGUUGGAGAACCCAAGAGCUCUAUGCUUUCACAAUGCAGCUACACAUUUAAUUGUUACACAAAUGCGAUAUGAUGCAAUCGUCAGCCCGCCACGUCCUAUUCAUGUAUAUACGUUACAGUAAAACUGCUGCUUGGUUACAGAAUAACGUGUUUAUAUAGAAAAAAGGUAACGUCAAAUAACCUCGUGCAUUUUCACCCCAAAAAGCAUUAUGUUUAUCAGUUCCAAAUAAGAAUCUCAGUAUAAAGGCAUCAUCUAAAUGUUGGGAAAUAUCUUAAAGAAAACUGUUUGCGGGUCUGGAAGUUUAAUUUUCUUUUGCACGUUUGUUGUUCAAAUCACGAGUGAGUUGUGCACCCACGAGACAUUGCAAAUGCACUCAUUAAUCAAAAACUCAUAUUUCUAACACUCUGUUGCCUAAUGACUUGCAAAUUACUUUAGGCGGAAAUUAAAUUCAUGCAUUUUAACGAGCUUUUUUGUGCUCUUUCUGAUACCAUACUAGGUCGCAUGAAAUGUUCCUUUAUGAUAACCGCUCAUGCCUGGGUGUCUUGGGUGUUACGCUCUUCAUUACUUGUAUUUUUCAUGAACUAACUCCAUCAAACUGGGUGCUUGGGUGUUUCUUACGGAUCUUGUUAGUGCUUUAGUAUACAAAAAGAGGGCAUUAAAUUUGAACAAACGUCUGCAUUACGCCUUAAGACUUUACAUUUAAUUUUCUUUGUUCCGGAUCGUUCUACAUCUUUCUUUUUUUUAAGCAUGUACUGUAUGUGAUGAAAUUGAUUUUUUGGGCCUUUAUUCUUGUGUUUCUCUUAAAUCAUAUUUAUCAAAGCAAUUAAACUAAAUAUUUUAGAUCUUAUACUACUGAGUUGUGUUCAAAGCGAUGUUAACUUCAAAUUUUUAUUCCAUUUUUCUUGUCAAACGUUCUUGUCAAUGUGAGGCACGAGUGAUCUGAUUAGUUCAAUGCUGUGAUGUGUAUAGUAAUUAAAAUGAUAUUCCGCAAAGUGGCCAAAACUUUUUCAGUGUGUGUUUUUAUUGUUUGUAAAUACCUUGUAAUUCUUACUGCGAAUUCUAGUGUUUGGUUUGAUGUUAAACAAACGUAUGCCAUAUUGUAAAUAGGUGUAUUUUUAAAGGAGCCGUUGAUAUUAUUCAGAAAUUCUGAAUCUGGUGUAAAUUCAUGAUUGAAGUUUUUUUGAGAUCUUAAGACUUUCACAUGUGUGUACUUGUUGAGGUUCAAGGGAAAUUUUUAGACCACUAUUGUGCAAUUUAUAUGUAUAUUUUGUACAUUGUGUAUGUUUGUGUUUGUUUAAUAAACCGACUUCAAAUUUU